UGACGAGUGCAUGCCUCCACCGCCGGCGGCGCCGAGAGUAUCGGCGAGAGGCAACUUGCCUCAGGCAAGCAGUCGAGGGCAUCUUGCAGCUGCAGGAAGGCCAAACGACAGAGAAUUUCUGGGCGCUCCAGGUGCUGCAAGUUGCAGCCUGCAACGAGAGUUUCACUGUGAGACACCGUGUCUGAUCGAGAAGCAAUUUAUACCGCUGCGCCGCACGGUGUCGUCACAGCAGACCUCCUAUGAUUGGACCUAUCUGCGCUGGCAUCGCAAAUAGCAUCGACUCGCAAUUUAUCGGUUAUCGUUGCUGCUGGCCCUGCAUGGUUCCUAGGAUGGCUGCACCUCUCGCCGAUGGCUCCAGCUUUUUAGAACGACGCGUGUACCCAUCGACUCCAUUUUUUUGCAGCAUAUCCGUUGGCUGGGUCUCCCGUGCAGAAACCCGAUUCUGCGCCAAGUCCCUCGCUCGCCGUUGUUCAAUUUCAAUCGGACACUCCGUCGCAAGUGAAAAGAGCGGGAUGAUAGUAUCGCUGACAAGCUGUAUCCUCUUGAUGGAGUUGGCGGCUUCAGCGCUCGCCGUGAUUCACGGCAUGAAAAGUCUCCGCUUUGGAGACUUUCAAACAAGGGCGGACU
Molecule: messenger RNA, 627 nt
Organism: Phytophthora infestans T30-4
Lineage: Eukaryota; Oomycota; Peronosporomycetes; Peronosporales; Peronosporaceae
Exons: 1
Coding region: 11-274 (87 amino acids)
Source: RefSeq, a predicted model, not a curated record